Messenger RNA from Talaromyces rugulosus, 1725 nucleotides. RefSeq lists its product as uncharacterized. The coding region runs from base 1 to 1725 and encodes 574 amino acids. Gene Ontology annotation, biological process: transmembrane transport; carbohydrate transport. The record is from RefSeq and is a predicted model, not a curated record. Gene Ontology annotation, molecular function: carbohydrate:proton symporter activity. NCBI's taxonomy places the organism in Eukaryota, Fungi, Ascomycota, Eurotiomycetes, Eurotiales, Trichocomaceae. The transcript is spliced from 10 exons. Gene Ontology annotation, cellular component: membrane.
AUGGCGUCCACGGUUGAUGUCCAGAGCCAGCCUGCUCCCCAGGCCGGCUUUGCGAUUAUGUACAAGAAUCCUUACCUGUUUGGUGUUGCUUUGUUCUCGACGCUGGGCGGCCUGCUCUUUGGCUAUGACCAAGGCGUGGUAUCCGGAAUCAUCACCAUGGAGUCGUUUGGUGCCCGGUUUCCUCGUGUAUAUAGUGACAGCAGUUUCAAGGGCUGGUUUGUCUCGACUCUACUGCUAGCCGCGUGGUUUGGCUCGCUGUGUAACGGACCGAUUAGCGAUCGACUGGGUCGAAGAGCUUCCAUGUUCAUUGCAGUUGCAAUCUUCGUUAUUGGCUCGGCGAUUCAGUGCGGCGCUGUCACAAUUCCGAUGCUUUUUGCUGGAAGAGCUAUUGCUGGUCUUGCCAUUGGACAGCUGACCCAGGUCGUUCCUCUUUUUAUAUCCGAGAUUUCCAUUCCGGAGAUUCGAGGCGGACUUGUCGUGCUCCAACAGCUCUCCGUCACAAUUGGCAUCCUCGUCAGCUUCUGGAUCGACUACGGUACCAACUAUAUCGGCGGCACGCACUGCGCCCCUGAUAUCCCCUAUACUGGCGGCACAGCAUCCUCUCGCACAUUCAACCCAUACACCGACAUCCCCGCCAGCGGCCACUGCACCGGACAAUCCGAAGCAUCCUGGCGUCUUCCAUUUUCUCUGCAAAUCGUGCCCGCUCUGAUUCUUGGUAUCGGAAUGAUCUUCUUCCCGGAAUCCCCCCGCUGGCUACUCAUGCAGGAGCGCGACGAUGAGGCGAUUAGCAGUCUGUGCCGGUUGCGUCGGCUGGCUGAGCGCGACCAUCCGGACCUGGUCAAGGAAUUUCUCGAGAUCAAGGCGCAGAUUAUGCUUGAGAAUACUUUUUCGAGAGAGAAAUGGCCGGGGUUGUCGGGUGUGCGUCUGCAUGCUGCGGAGUAUCUGUCGCUGCUCACUACAUGGGCGCGUUUCAAGCGGUUGGCGAUUGGAUGCUGUGUCAUGUUCUUUCAGCAAUUUAUGGGCUGCAACGCAAUGAUAUACUACGCGCCCACCAUCUUCUCCCAGCUCGGCCUCAGCGGCAACACCACCUCUCUCCUCGCAACUGGAGUAUACGGCAUUGUCAACUGCCUCAGCACCUUGCCUGCGCUCUUUCUGAUCGACCGUGUCGGCCGUCGGGGAUUGCUAAUGUCCGGCGCAGUCGGAACGUGUAUUUCCCUAGUCAUCGUGGGCGGAAUCCUGGGAGGGUAUGGCUCUGCACUAACAGACAACAAAGCCGCAGGCUGGACGGCAAUUGCAUUUAUUUAUAUCUACGAUGUGAACUUUUCGUACUCUUUCGCCCCGAUUGGAUGGGUUCUUCCAUCUGAAAUCUUCAAUCUCUCAAUCCGGUCCAAGGCUAUUUCCAUCACCACGUCGGCGACGUGGAUGUGCAAUUUUAUCAUCGGCUUGGUCACACCAGACAUGCUAUCAUCGAUUUCCUGGGGAACAUACAUCUUCUUCGCCGCAUUCUGUCUGCUCGCGUUUGCGUUUACCUUCUUUUGCAUUCCUGAAACUCGGGGCAAGACACUGGAAGAUAUGGACCUCAUUUUCGGUGACACAGCCGCGCAUGAAGAAAAACAGCGCAUUGUGCAUAUUGAAGCGCAGUUGCGUGGGACGCCACUUGUUGAUGACGAUGUGCUCAAGGAGGAUAUUGUGCAGCAGGAGCAUGCGCAUGGUAUGACGCAGUGA